UUGCCUAAUAAUAGGAUAUAAAGCAAAGAGCUUUCGCAGCGUUUCUAUCCUUCCCUAUUCUCACCCAUCUCCACUCCGCUACUGCUUAUUGAACAAAACCCCAUCAAACCGCAACUCAUCCAUUACACAGCAACAUAGUACUCCAAGCUGAACACAAAAGCUUUAAACGAAAUCGAAAAUUAACGACAACAUUAAGAGUCGUGAGUUACCAAGGAUCGCGGUGUGCCUGUUGUUUGCGCGACUCUACGGUAUUCUCGUAGUUCUGUUCACGCUAAAGGUUCGCUCAUGGCGGCGCACACGAAACGACAACGGUGCACAGGGAGGGAUCAUCCUAGGCGUUUUGUGGCACCUUUCGACCUAAAUUCUCCUACACAACCGCAUCACGGUGACCACUCUCUUCUCUUGGCAUCAUUGUCGGAAGAGGAGAAAGAUGUAUUAGAGGGCCUACAGAGCGCUGCGGCGGCGUUCAACGCGAAGUAUAUCGAGGCGGCCCCAGACAAGAUCGAAAGAGAUGCGGCAUGGACCGAUGAACAAUGGAGGAAAGAGAUCUCAAACCAGUACGACAGUUUCAUUGAAUCAAGACUCGAACAAAAUGAAGCUUGCGUCAAAUUCUACAAGUACUGCUCAAAAAAAUGGCUUAGAUUGAUCGACGAAAAAGCUAUAGACCGUGAUAGAGGAGAACGUCUGCUAAGAAAAGCAGACGAAGACAUUGAUUUACUUACCGUGGAUACUGCCAACACCCACGCUCACUGGCACCGGACCAAGGGCGCUUUGAUGGAUGCAUUUUUCAAACACACCAAACUUCAAUUGGCAUUCGUCGACUUGCUGAUCUCCCGAAACAAGCAAGAUCGUCCCUACGGGGCUCCGCUGGAAUUUUCCGGUAAACGUACCAGCAAGCAUCAGUCCAAAUGGAAACAAAGAUUGAUCUCACAAUACAAUGCACGAAGGGCUGACGGAGCAAUAUGGGAUCCUAUUCUUCGAGCGUAUUGCAACCUUUUACAAAUUAGAGCAGCCCAUCUCGUUCCUUACAGUCUCGGGGAGGCACAAUGUGAAUAUGCGUUUGGGCCGCCGGUGGAUCAUCGCGGACACCUUUUCAACCCUGCGAACGGCCUACUUCUACACGCAGAAUUGGAAAGGCAAUACGACAAGGGGUGCUUCAUCAUCAUCCCCGCUGAGGAAGGAGACGUCGAUCCUGAGACAAAGAAGAAGGUCAACUUCAAAGAUGACCCUGAACCGUAUAAGGUCGUCGUCCUCAACCGAAGACUCACCGAAACUGCAAUUACUGUCACUUUGAUGUUAGAUGGUCGAAUCCUUGAGUUCAAGAGUACCGCGCGCCCACGCAAAAGGUAUCUGUACUGGCAGGCUAUUACCACCAUCUGUGCCCGACGCCGAUAUCGUGCUGAAAAUUGGGAGCAAGACUGUAACAAAUUGGGCUCUCGACAGUGGGCCACUCCGGGCGACUGGGUGCGAAAAUCAACCAUGCACGCUCUCCAGCGGGAAGUAGGGCUAUGUAAUGAUACGGACUUAAACCUCGGGUCAUCGCCUCAACUCAACAUGAAGGUCGAUGAAAAAGAGAAAGCCGGGGUAGACGUGGAUAUUGCUCGUCGCACUGAAAUCAGCAUUCUCACUCCUUGUCCAAACCCUCGUCGCGAAUAUCCCCCAGAAUUGGAGGUGUGGGCAAACUCUCCAAAUGCCCCAAGAAGACCUGCCGUGAAGGGCGGGGACUACUGGGACGACAUUUGCUUCGAUGAUGACGAUGAUGACGACGAGGACGACGAUGACGACGAGGACGACGAGGACGACGAGGACGACGAGGACGAUGAGGACGACGAGGACGACGAGGACGACGAGGACGACGAGGACGACGAGGACGACGAGGACGACGAUGACGACGAGGAUGAUGAGGACGAUGGUUAUAAUAGUAGAUGGUGGUGA
Molecule: messenger RNA, 1935 nt
Organism: Periconia digitata
Lineage: Eukaryota; Fungi; Ascomycota; Dothideomycetes; Pleosporales; Periconiaceae
Source: the annotation of a GenBank genome assembly